Daphnia pulicaria is the source of this 603-nucleotide messenger RNA. RefSeq lists its product as uncharacterized. The coding region runs from base 61 to 492 and encodes 143 amino acids. The record is from RefSeq and is a predicted model, not a curated record. Lineage: Eukaryota; Metazoa; Arthropoda; Branchiopoda; Diplostraca; Daphniidae. The transcript has 4 exons.
GCCACCUACUAUCACGGUGGUCUAGAGGAAGAGACACGAAAAGUGUCAGGCGAAGACAAGAUGUCCGAUUUGUUUUCCACUUUUCAAUGCCAAAAUCGAUGGAAUCUUGCUAUCAGGAAUGCGAAAGAGGUGGCCGGGAUGGACAAUUGGGUAAUUGCAUAUUAUUUUAUAAAUAUGCAGGUUACUAUGUUCAACAGAAACUCAUUUACUACCAUCCCGAUAGCAAAAAACUCGCUCAUUUUCAGGCUAUGUAGAUAUCAGCUCUUAAAGACAUUGUUUUUUUGCGAAAACCAAACCGUUUGCCGCAAUCUAAAAAUUUCAAGUUUCCUUGAUGAAUUACCAACUAGCUACAGUCGUGAUUCGCCAAGUUGCUGCGACAUUUGCGGCUCCAACGCAAUAUAUGACGAAAUUGAUGUAAUCGAAUAUGUUCGUGAUAUAAGAAAUUCAAUUCGAUCUUCAGCUUCAUCAGCUUCAUCAUUAAAUACAUCGUGAAUGUCUUUCGCUCUGAAAACAAAGGAAGUUUUAUUCCGGCGGUAAUUGAAUUUGUAUAUCUGCUAGACAAAUUUAAUUAGUUGUAUUUUAUUAAUUUUUAGAAGAUUAAUG